ACACAAAAUUCUACACUAAUUCGUUUUCGUGCAAAAAACUAGUUGAGCAAAAUAAGUAAAAAGAAGAGUAUUGUCGGUGGGUGAAAAAGAAAAGAAAAAGUGGAAAAUUUGCUGUCCGUUAUCUCGACUUUAGUCCAAUUGAGAGUGAACUCUGCUGAAUGCUAUAAAUUGUUUGCAUUGGGAGUUGGCAUUAUACCAACUACCAAUAAUUGUUGUAGCAUAAGAUCAACACUAUUUUUCUCUUCUCAAUUAUAACCUUUUGGAACUUUACUGCAAUUUUCAAUUUUACAAAAAUGGCUGUAGAAGUUUGUGUCAAAGCUGCUGUUGGUGCUCCUAGCGUCCUUGGCGACUGUCCAUUUUCUCAAAGGGUUCUUUUAACAUUGGAAGAGAAGAAAGUCCCUUACCAGUUACACCUUAUCAACGUAGCUGAUAAGCCCAAAUGGUUUUUGGAGGUGAAUCCAGAGGGAAAAGUGCCAGUUAUAAAGUGGGAUGAUAAGUGGGUUGCUGAUUCUGAUGUUAUUGUUGUUCUUAUUGAGGAGAAAUAUCCUCAUCCUUCUCUUACUCCUAACCCUGAAUUUACUUCUGUGGGCUCUAUGAUCUUUACAUCUUUUGUGGCGUUCUUGAAGAGCAAGGACAGCAAUGAUGGUUCUGAACAAGCUCUACUGGCUGAGUUGAAGGCACUAGAUGAACAUCUCAAACUUCAUGGGCCAUAUAUAUGUGGAGCUAACAUUAGUGCUCUUGAUUUGAGCUUAGCACCAAAGUUGUAUCAUCUUGAGGUAGCUUUAGGCCAUUUUAAAGGGUGGUCUGUUCCUGAAAGUUUGUCUUUGGUUCGUAACUACAUGAAGUCACUUUUCGCUCGCGAGUCCUUCAAGAAAACCAAGGCAGCCAAAGAAUAUGUGAUAGCUGGUUGGGCACCAAAGGUGAACGCAUGAUUUAACGUUGAACUGAAUCCUAGCCGAACCGCUGGUGAGAUGUAUCGAGUAUUGGUAUGAAUGUUGAAUAAAGUGUUAAACUAGUUGAUGUUUAUGUUGGUGAAUUGAAUAAGUACUCGAUCUACAUCAGGAUAAUGCAGAAUUGUUGUUUGUAAUGCUUGUAACUAUACAACUAUUUCUAAUGUUACUCUUGGAUUGUGGUGUUUUGUCA
Molecule: messenger RNA, 1143 nt
Organism: Amaranthus tricolor (Joseph's coat)
Lineage: Eukaryota; Viridiplantae; Streptophyta; Magnoliopsida; Caryophyllales; Amaranthaceae
Product: glutathione S-transferase DHAR2-like
Exons: 6
Coding region: 294-932 (212 amino acids)
Biological process (GO): protein glutathionylation; ascorbate glutathione cycle; cellular oxidant detoxification
Molecular function (GO): glutathione dehydrogenase (ascorbate) activity
Source: RefSeq, a predicted model, not a curated record